Colletotrichum gloeosporioides is the source of this 1377-nucleotide messenger RNA. RefSeq lists its product as uncharacterized. Bases 1 to 1377 code for a protein of 458 amino acids. The record is from RefSeq and is a predicted model, not a curated record. The transcript has 5 exons. Lineage: Eukaryota; Fungi; Ascomycota; Sordariomycetes; Glomerellales; Glomerellaceae.
AUGGAUCUCCCUCAUGAGCCCAGAGAGUGGAGUGAAUCCGAUCUGAAACUCUUCAGAUCAGGAGAAAGAAAAGCGGUCGUUCUAAGAAGGCUCAGUACCGAUGAGGGCACAUUUAGAGAAGAGUUAAGUACAAAGGAGGACUGGGACAACUGGUUCAGUCGUACACUCCCGGUCAUCGACUUGUGUAAGCUGACUCUAUGGUCUAGCAUGUGCAGCAGAGCUGGUGCUAUCUUUGAAGAGGAAGGGCAAGCGCCGGCUAACUAUCUACCGAUGCCGAAACCCACAUGGAGCCGCAUCACAAGGGAAUUCCAUGUCCACAGAGAAAUCACCAGGACCAUUUUGAGAGAUGUCGCCUGUUUUUCCUACCUGCCACAUCACGAUCCAGAUUCUCAUCAACUUAAACUAGGUUUCACCGCACGGAUGGCUACAACUUUACCAGACGAUUUGGCGUUGUCGUCUACUUAUAUCCCGAGCACCGGCUCCACGUUUGCAGUUGUCUACGGCUGCACCGAGAGACAAAUGAGUGACAUCGAAGCAAGAAUCCGAAGGUCUAAUGAGCAACUGAACCACCCCUUACUGAUGUCAGGUAUAUUCGUUGAACUUGAGCGCAAGAGAUUGGUGCUCUCCGUUGAUCAGUUAGUGGACGAGUUCACUCUGAAGUCCGACGAACUUGAAAGCGAACCCUGGAAUAUGGACCCAAAGGCAGACGAAGACGGCCAAAAGACACAAAAAGACUACUUGAACGUGUGCCUGCGCAGUCGAAGUCUAAUUGAUCACAUCCAGGCUUCUAAACGCCAGCUCUCAAAAUUCCUAGAUGAGAUCGACGAGGUUGCCGAGGAGCUUCAAUCACUGGGCCCGGAGGCCAAUUGGGCAGAGAGUCCUGCAACGCAAACAAAGCUGGGAAAGAUCGGUCGGGAUAUGAGGAAACGUGUUGAGGACAUCAUCCGCGAGUAUGAUGAUAAGAUUGAUGAGUGUAACAAGGUCGUCUACAAUACGUCUCUUGCUGUGCAAACGGUAUGGAACCACAAGAUGAGACAAGACUCGUUCACAACCACGGAGAUCUCCAAAGCAAAUCGAGCCAUGGCCUUUGAUACUCGGCACGAGAGUGCGCAGAUGAGGACAAUCGCCAUUCUCACCAUGAUAUACCUACCGCUCUCAAGCGUGGCGGCGAUCUUUUCGAUGGACAUGUUCAACUGGGAAGCCAGCGCAGGAGAGUCCAUCGUCUCAAAACAUAUCUGGCUAUUCGCGGUGUUGACUGUGGGGCUUACUUUCCUUACUCUCGUCGCCUGGCGAGUCGGCACUCAGCGCUCGAAGGACGUUACGAAGAAGGCAGAUAAGUAUUUCGCCGAACUCCAGAGGCAGGGUACCUUUGUUUGA